This is a messenger RNA of Mus caroli (Ryukyu mouse), 4545 nucleotides long. RefSeq names its product chromosome unknown C4orf50 homolog (gene CUNH4orf50). The record is from RefSeq and is a predicted model, not a curated record. NCBI's taxonomy places the organism in Eukaryota, Metazoa, Chordata, Mammalia, Rodentia, Muridae.
AGGAUGCCUACCUCAUAGGGUCACCAGGACAACCGGACUAGGACGUUUUCCGGGAUAAUCCAAAGGCACAGUAGCCACCUCAGAAUUUCCAGAAAGUCCAUGUUGUAGACCCAUUCCAUUUUGGCUAAGUCUGAGCCAGUGAAAUGUUUCCGGGAUGGAGCCGACAGCCCAGGGACAGACGGAGAAAUGCUUCAGCUAUGUCAUCAGAGCUCCCAGCAUCGAUGGCUCGGAUGGGAUAAACGUGGACGUGAAGAUUGACACCUGCUGGGUGUUCCGAGACGUGGAGGAGAGUGACAAGGAGCAGGGAUGCCUUCGAGAAACAGCCAGCAGCCUGGACCUGGACACAGGGCUGCUCAGGGAGCAGCUAGAAUCCUCCGAGCAGAAGCUGUUGGCAGCUGUGGACAAGCAUAUGGUAUCAGAGUCAGGGCUGAGGAGCAGGGUCCAGGAGCUGGAGCUGUCAGAGAGGAGGCUUCUCUUGAAGGUGGAACAGCUGAGUGCCUGUGUGGCCGAGGAAAGAAGUGCCACAAUCCAUGUCCAGGAGCAGCUGCAGGCACUGAAGGGGACACUGGUCAGCCAGGUGCGGGAGGCAGAGAGUGCGGUCCGACGGCAGCGGCGGCUGCAGGAGCGGCUGCGGCGCAAGGACGAGGCGCUGGCACGGCAGGCGGCGGCCCUGAAGCGUUGCGGGCGGGUGCAGCGGCAGCAGCUGGGCCUGGUGCGGGAGCAGGAGCGCGUUCUGCGGGUGCAGGUGCAGCGGCUGGAGCGCGACGUGCGGCGCCUGGGGCACGCUGCGGGCCUCCUGCUGGCUCAGCUGCAGGCCGCGGACUCGUCGCCUAUUUCGGGGAGCUCCGGACCGCAGUUUCUAGCCGGUCCCUUGGGUGAUCCUGAGGUCGUAGAGCUAAGCGCGCUGCGAGCCAGGGCGGAGCUCGCGGAGCGGGAGCGGGUGAAAGCGGUGCUCAGGCUGCGGGAGCACAGCGCCACCGAGCGGCAGCUGCGGGAGCAGCUGGAGGAACUGCGCUGCUGCGUGUAUGGGCUGACGUUGUCGGAGAUUGGCCUGCACAGCCAGGUGGAGGAGCUCGCCCACCAAAAUCGGCGCCUGCGGGCCCAGCUGGGGCACCGUAGCCCGGUUGCCUUGGGCUGUGCACAGAGUGAUUCUCCAUCUCCACCCAGGGCAGAGGUGCUGUAUCCCGGCAGCAGCCACGGUGAUGCGUGUGAACUUCAGGGACUAGCAGGCCAGCUCUCAGAAGAGCCCCCAAGCUGGGCUGGAGAUGGACCAGACCCCCACAUGAUGGUGUCAGCAAGGACCACAGUCAAGCUUCAGAGAGACCUGCCAGUGUCUGAGCAUAGACAGGGGGCUCUCAUCCAGCCCCACCUGGAUGCACAGGUUCUCCGGCUGCUGUGUAGCUGUCCCCCAAGUUCAGGCAUGGACGAGCCACUCUGCUCCUUGGGUUUGUCAGAAGUAUCAGAGAAUCUUCAAAGUGUUGGAGCCCAAGAACCUCUACUGCUGUUACCCACAUCCAUGCUCCAGCUCUGGGGACCUGCUGGAGACCCAGAGCUCCUCCUGCCACCUCUGCUCCAGGAGUGUCCUCUGCAAGAACUGCAGACCCAAGAAGAGCUGGACAGCAUGCCUUCACCCACCCUUGGAGCUCUGGCACACUCCAGCUGCCAUUGUAAUCUGGCAAGGAACCAUGACACCACCCUUGGCCGGGAGUUCCCACUUAUUUCCAAUGGUUCAUCUCUCACAAAAGGUCCCAAGGAGCCAAGAGACACAUGGCAGGAGGGAAGUGGGCCUCCAAUCACAAGUGCAGAGAAGUGGGGGGUGAUGGGAACCUUGGGUGGGGUAAAGUCAGAGCUUGAGGACAGAUGCCUGCUGUUCCUGCAAGACAGUGAGAAGUUGUCCUUGGACACUGAGGUCCACACUCCAGAGAGCAUGCAGGGAGAAGGUAGGGCUGCAGAUACCCAGGAUGGGUCCUCCUUUCCUUGGCUUGGGUCAGAAUGUCUAAUACUGCCUCUGCGUGGGACAGCCUCUAGGUCACAGGAGGGUCCUGACUCCAUGAGCAAGAGAGGAAAUGUGAAAGGAUGUGGCUGGGAACGAUUGAUAAAUCUGUCUCCAGAGAAGGAGGAAGAGGCCACCAGCUUCAGGGCUCAUGCGACCCGAGAGCCAAGGACAAAUGGUAGCCAGCUUUCCUCGGGAAAGGGCAAAGACAUCUGGAGGAGUGCACAGGGCAAGCUGGGCCACCAGCUGUGCUUUGGAGACGCUGAGCUCCUACAGAAGGAGAGAUCUGGGGAUGGAGAACAAGAGGAGAUGCAGGUCCGCGUGGCGUCAGACUCGGCUUCUGUGGGCCCUGAGCAGCCUGAGUUCAAGACCCGUGUGGGUCAGGAACAGUGCAUAGAUGAUCAGGAUUUGUUACAGCUUUCCAGAUGGGCUUCAGCAGGUGCCAGGAGUGAAGGUCCUUUCUCCUCACAGGCUCUGAUCAUGGGACAGGAUAGGCGUGCCCUCCAGACAGACACACUGGAGAAGGAGGUGGGAGCAGGCUUCCAGCAGCUGAACAACCUGCAGCGUGUGUGUGGAGACCCCCAGCAGAUGUCAGCCUUGAUGAGACAGAGCCACAGUGCCACUCACAGGUGGCAGCGGGACAUCGAGGAGGGUGUGCGCCUUCAGCAGGCAUUGGCCAGCCAGGAUCUGAAUGCAAAACCCAACAAGAAUAAUGAGGGAGUGGGGCUGGACGAGGAUGUGGUCCUAUGCAAUGAAGAAGUUUUUCCAGGAGCAGUACUCAAUGGGGAUAAAGCCAACUGGGGCCCUGCUGAGCUGGGUGGGAGUCAGCUCCCUGCAACAUACUGUACCCUAAAUAAGGCGGGAAGCAGAUUCCAUCAGCUCCUUUCUAACACGGAGAAAGAGAGAAGUCAGGUUUUACUUGAUAAUGCCGGGCUUCAGGGACACCAAGAGAGAUGUCACCAUGAAGGAUGUCCUUGUGAAAAGGAGCAUGCAAGAGAAGCUGCCAAGGCACUGAGGCUGGAGCAGGCGAACCACACGCUGCAGGGAGAACUGGUCCGCCUCAGGCACGAGCUGGACCGGUGCCUGCAGGCUGUGUCCGACCUGGAGGAAUGCAAUAGGAAGAGUUACUGCAAGAUUUCCCAGCUGGAAGAGGAGAAUGAGAAACUGAAGAGGGACCUGGGCCAGUUGCAUAAGGCUGUGGCUGAAAGUGUCAGGAAAGCCGGGAGCAGGGUGACACAUGUCACCCUGGAAAACACAGAGCUCAGGGCUCUGAUCUCUGAGCUCGGGGUCAGCUAUAAAGGACUGAUAAAAGACACAGUGCUAGGGAUAGAAGACAUGGUCUGGGCUCUGCAGGGGGAAAACAAGCGCCUUGUGGGCAGGGUCCAAGGCCUGGAGAGGGAGGUCCUGCAGAUGAGCAGGGAUUUGGGGGAAGAAAAGUGGUACUCCCAGGGAAACGCCGGCAUGGUGGGAGACAAGGGACACGCUGAAGACAAAGAGGUCCAGGUGACUAUGUUUUCAAGACAACUGAGCACAAGAGCCUGUGGGCCAUCCUGGGCUGAGAAGUCAGAUGUGGCUGGAGGACCUUCCUUAGAUUUGGAAGAUUCCAGAUGCAGGGCUGAUGCUAGUAUGACCUCAUCAGUCUGUGCAGCCACCACAGGGCCUCAGGAAGCACACACCGACGGGGCCGCGGGAGACAGAGCUUGGCUGCCGAAAGAACAGAAGACGCCAUGGUGUUCUGUGCAGCAAGGAGAGUCUCAGAGGUCCCGGAGCCUCAGCCCCCAGCUCCAAAACUCUAAGGCUGCUGCCUCUGAGGAAGACACCAAACUAUGCAUUCAGCGGCUCCAGCACCAGGUUCGGACCCUACAGUGCCAGCUCAGGGACCAGGGUUGGGCACUGAGGGAGUUGCAGAUGGCUCGGGAUGAGGCAGUGGACCUCCAGGAUAAGCUCAAAAGCAAGCUUGAGGAGCUUCGGGAGCAGCAGCAUGAAGUACGCCUGGCUUCAAGCCCUCUGAAGGCCAAGAUGGCUUCCCUGGUCCACAAGUGCCAGGAGAGGAAUCGCCUGAUUGAACACCUACUACAGGAGCUGCCAAGGCACGAGCCCAGGAACCGCCUGCUCUCUGAGCUGGCGCAGAGCAUGUUUGAGGAUAUAGCCCUGGCUGAGUAUAGUGCCACCUUCCUGACCCCAGGAGCACCUGAGACGUUCUGCCACCUGGACGUGAGCUCCAAGGAGACCUCAGCCGGAGGAGCUCAGGAGUAUCUGUUUAAUUCGGAAACAGACAGUGUCCUCCAAAGCCUGUGGGGUGCGGAGUCCUGGUCCCAUCCAGGGGUUGAGUGGGCACUGCAGACUGCUCCACCAGGUUCCCCAAAGGAAAGAAGACAUCACCACCAGGCACAUCACGAUGGAAAAGAUGAAUGUCUGUCCCAGAUGACCAAUGGAGCAGAGGUGGCACUGUGAUGUAUGGUCCUUUCAGGAGCUGAGUUACAAGCCUCAUCAUCACUCCCUUCCCAAGCCAUCACGAGGGAAUGUUUCUCUCUGCACAAGACCAGUGAGCA